AUGGAGGAAUUAUCGGAGGCGGAACGAAACCAAAUCGGCCAGCUAUUCAUCUGUGGAUUACGUAAUGCGGAGCUCGACGAGGACAUUGCCGAGCUAGUGCGCACCUUCAAGGUUGGCUCCAUCCAGGUGAGCAUCAAAAACUUACCUUCGGUGGACCAGGCACGCGAGCUCAUCCGCGGCGUGCAACAGCUGGCCUAUGAAGCCGGUCACGAACAGCCCAUGGCGAUUUGCAUCGACCAAGAGGGCGGCAUUCUCAACAACCUGAAAGGCGUGACCCAAUUCCCAUGCCAAAUGGCUCUGGCAGCCUCCAAAGACACCGAUCUAGUGGAGGCGGUGGCCGAGGCGGCGGCUAAGGAGCUCCUAGCCUGUGGAAUCAACUUCAUGUUUGCACCGUGUAUGGACGUGCUCAAGUCGACGUCGGCCAGUGCGGACUUCUUGCUGGGGACCCGUGCCUUUGGAGACGAUCACGAAAUUGUGUCUCAAUUCGGAUGUGCUUUCCUUCGUGGACUGCAGAAACAAAACAUGAUGGCCUGUGGAAAACACUUUCCGGGCUACGGAACAGCCUCGCUGGACUCCAUCUUGGGGGGAGUGCCUGUGGUCUCGGAUAAUGAGCUCCAAAUGCAGGCACAGGCGUUUGUGCCGUUUAAGGCGAUCAUCGAUAUGGAUUGUGAUGCCAUCAUGGUGGGAGGAUGUUCUGCUCCAGGUUUGGAUCCUACCGAAGCUCAUGCUUGUUUGUCCUGGAAGAUAUGCACUGAUAUUCUUAGAGAACAGCUGGGAUUCAAGAACGUUAUUGUUUCAGAGUGUCUGGAGAUGGAGGCUCUUUACCAACAGGUUGGAGUGAAACAAGGAACCGUCUCAGCAAAGCUGGCUGGCUGUGACAUGAUUUUGUGCUGCUCUUCGUUCAAGUUGCAAAAGCAAGCCCUGGAAGGUCUAUCAGGCGCCUAUCUCGACGGACUUGUGGAGCCCGAAAGCAUCAUGGCAUCUGCUGAACGCGUUAGACACAUGAAGUCUAGCAGGAAUCUCACCUGGCAGAGUAUUCUGGGAGAGAGACCGUUUGUGGCAGAGCUGUUGCAAGAACACAAACUGCUGUCUGCACGAGCGUACGAGUCGUGUGUGGCUAUUGGCAGAGACUAUCUUCACAUGAUUCCUUUUUCCUUGAAACGCUCAGACACGAUUCUACUGCUGACCCCGUUAUGUGAAUCCGACGACAUUCACAGCGGCAGAUGCACUCCAGCGCAAACAAACGGCAACGGAAACCCAUCCAACGUGCGCUUGCUUCCUGGCGAAGCGACUUUUCAACAUCUGGGAAAGACCAUUGCCUCAUAUCAUACUGGAAAGACACUGCACACUUCGUAUUCCCAAAACGGAAUUAUCAAGUUACACGAACAGCUGAUAGCCAGAGCAACGGUUGUGAUUCUGGUCAACACAACAGCCUACUCGAACAUGUAUCAAACCUCGAUAACAAAGUACGUGCAGCUUCUUUGUGACCAAAGACGUAUUCCGUUUGUACUGGUGGCUGCUUCAAGCCCCCAUGACAUGGCGUCCUCCAACCAUACAUCGGAUACAAAGACGUAUGUCUGUGCGUUUGAAUUUACCCCAGAAAUGCAGGUCACAUGUGCAAAGGUCAUGUUUGGUAAGCUUCCUGCGCUGGGAACUAUCCCAUUCUCUCACUUCUGGGGUAGACAAAGGUCUGGUUCCAAGUCACUGAGUACUACGUCUACCAGAAAGACGUGGAUGGUGGAAACGUAUGCUGGAGAGAACGUGCAACCUCUUUGGGAUCUAUGUUUCCCGAAACGAAAGCUGCCAACCGAGGCGUUCUCCGUGUUAAAUGAUAUCGACUGCUAUGUGGUGAAAAACUCGUCUACUGGAAAGCUGUAUGGGUUCUGUGCGGCUCACAAGACCCAGGUUGCACUACUCAUGGUGGACCCGUCCAGACGGAAAAUGGGCAUAGCUGUGAGCCUGUACAAGCGAGUACAAAGAGCCAAGGGCAGAAAGGACCCCUCUGCGGCUCAGCUGACCUCGUUUGGGUCGGUGCUUCCCGCGUACUUUGCUGGUGCUACACCCGAGAGUCUGGCGUGGCUACAGAAGGUGGACCGGGCCAUGAUCUUUAGAGACAAUGUGGUUGUUCUAGUGAACCAGAGGCUGCAGGACUUCCGAGUCGAUGCGGCUGUGAUCCAGGAGCUGCAGCAGAACAACCUCCGGUUCUCCAUAGCCAGUGUUGCAGAAACAGACGCAAAAGACCUUCCGGAGGAGCUGAGAGAGUCGGAUGCCUAUGUGGCGCAGUGUCUCAAGGAUGGUUCGGUGGUGGGCUCGGUGGUGCUGUUCAAUAAGGGUUCUUCCAUAGCCCGGUGGCUGCCUUGGAUCUAUGAGUUUGGUCCGUCGGUGGGUGGCAUGACCAGUUUGCGGUGCGACUCUGAUUUGAUAAUGCAAGGGCUUGUUUGCUGUGCUAUGAGAAGCUUCCGCAUUGAGGGCUUUCAGACGGUGGUAUUGGAUCACAUGAGUGUUGCUCAACGCGACAGUCUUAGUGGGCUUGGCUUUUCUGUCUGGCGGGUGGAAGAGAAGUUCAGCCGGUAG
Yarrowia lipolytica CLIB122 is the source of this 2574-nucleotide messenger RNA. RefSeq lists its product as uncharacterized. Gene Ontology annotation, biological process: peptidoglycan turnover; carbohydrate metabolic process. Lineage: Eukaryota; Fungi; Ascomycota; Dipodascomycetes; Dipodascales. The record is from RefSeq and is a predicted model, not a curated record. Gene Ontology annotation, molecular function: hydrolase activity, hydrolyzing O-glycosyl compounds.